AAUAGAUACGUAACAAUUUUUUAUGACGAGUCAGUCAUCCUUUGCGAUGUGCCUGCAGACCGUCUUAAGCCAGGAAUGUUUUCGUGAGCAGAUACUUCCGCGAGUUGGAACAGAGCAAGAGGAAAUGUUUCAAAUGACGAGAGACGACUGGAAUCAACGAAGACUUCCUCGCCAUUGUGACUCAAUUUCCCAACUACGAUGUCAAGAAAUUGGAAAUUCAGCAGGGAAAUGCAGUCCGGCAUGUAUGGACGAGACAUCUGUCGGCAGCGUUGGCAGAUAGCUAUUGUGUACGUCGUAUUUCUGUCGGUAAUUCAGGCGCAUAGUGACUGCUUCGUGCGUACAAAUUUGGGUCCUGUCAAAGGAUCUAUGAAAAAUUCGUGGAAUGGAAAGCCCUUUUGCUCCUACAGGGGAAUUCCGUACGCUGAGCCACCCAUCGGUGACCUCAGAUUUAAGGCUCCUCGGGGUCCUCGCCCCUGGUCAAAGACGCUCGACGCUCUAACAGACAGUCCCUUAUGCAUUCAGAAUGAUCUGGUUGUUCCUGUAGGCAGCGAGGACUGUCUGUACUUGAACGUGUACACCCCUGAACAGUCAUCUGACAGCAAAUCGAAACAUCCGGUGAUUGUGUACAUCCACGGAGGGAAAUUCAGUGUUGGCUCUGGUGUGAGCUUCAUAAGUGGACCGUGGUACCUAAUGGACAGAGCGAUUGUACUGGUCACAAUUAAUUAUCGCCUUGGAGUCAUGGGAUUUCUGAGUACUGGAGACGAUGAGGCACCAGGUAAUUACGGAAUGAAAGAUCAGGUGGCGGCAUUGCGGUGGGUUCAACAGAACAUCCAAGAAUUUGGCGGUGACUCAGAGAGAGUGACGGUUCAAGGCCAAAGCGCUGGAAGCAAGUCCAUACAUUUCCAUAUGUUCUCAGCGUUAAGUAGAGGUUUGUUUCAUGGAGCUAUAGACUGA
Molecule: messenger RNA, 954 nt
Organism: Zootermopsis nevadensis
Lineage: Eukaryota; Metazoa; Arthropoda; Insecta; Blattodea; Termopsidae
Source: RefSeq, a predicted model, not a curated record